Molecule: messenger RNA, 3971 nt
Organism: Chinchilla lanigera (long-tailed chinchilla)
Lineage: Eukaryota; Metazoa; Chordata; Mammalia; Rodentia; Chinchillidae
Gene: Plppr5
Product: lipid phosphate phosphatase-related protein type 5
Biological process (GO): phospholipid metabolic process; signal transduction; phospholipid dephosphorylation
Molecular function (GO): phosphatidate phosphatase activity
Source: RefSeq, a predicted model, not a curated record
AAUGAGGGGGCAGAGUUCCAACAACAGUUCCCUCCCCUUGCCGGGUGUACGAGGCUCCUCUCUGCUCCCGGCGUGGGGCUGGCGAGCAGGGUCGGGCUCUGGGCGUGCAAGCACCGGCCCCUAAGGCAUCUCGGAGCGGGCUCUCUGCGUGUGCGUGCAGGUGCACAGCCGCCUGCACACUCACGCACACGCGCGCACCCCCGCGCAGGGGCCUGCCGGUCUCCUGCUCUGCGGACCCCGCGGGUCCCUGCAGCCCCCUGAGCUCCGGGAAUAGAGCGACGAGCCCACAGCCCCUUCUCUUCCCGGGGGCGGUACCGCUGGGCUCGGGCAAUCCACCAUGUCCGGUCUCCUCGGUUCCUAGUGGAAGGGGACCGGGACGCGCCGGGGGCGCCCGGGGCGCAGAAGGAGCGGGCGAUAAUAGUUGGAGAAACAGCUGUGUUUUGCCUACAACUUGCCACAAGAGAUUUUGAAAAUCAGGAAAAAACUAUUUUAACUGGAGACUGUUGCUAUAUAAACCCACUGGUGCGCCGAACUGUCCGAUUUCUUGGAAUUUAUACGUUUGGACUGUUCGCUACAGAUAUCUUUGUAAAUGCAGGACAAGUCGUUACAGGAAAUCUGGCUCCACACUUCCUCGCCCUGUGUAAGCCCAACUACACAGCGCUUGGGUGUCAGCAGUACACGCAGUUCAUCAGUGGGGAGGAGGCUUGCACGGGAAAUCCAGAUCUGAUCAUGAGGGCGAGGAAAACCUUCCCGUCCAAAGAAGCGGCCCUCAGUGUGUAUGCAGCCAUGUAUCUGACAAUGUACAUUACCAACACAAUCAAAGCCAAAGGAACCAGACUUGCUAAGCCAGUACUAUGCUUGGGAUUAAUGUGUUUAGCCUUUCUUACCGGACUCAACAGAGUAGCAGAAUAUCGAAAUCAUUGGUCAGAUGUGAUAGCAGGCUUUCUGGUUGGCAUAUCUAUAGCAGUGUUUCUGGUCGUGUGUGUGGUAAAUAAUUUCAAAGGAAGACAGCCAGAAAAUGAACACGUACACAUGGAUAAUCUAGCCCAGAUGCCGAUGAUCAGCAUUCCUCGAGUAGAAAGUCCUUUGGAAAAGAACCACAUCACCGCCUUUGCAGAAGUCACAUGAUAUUGAAGCAGAUGGUUUUUCCCUGCAUUGGACAUCUUCUCUUUUUACCAUCCACUCAUAACACCCAAAGUUUGUUUGAUUUUAAAAGGUGUUUAUAAAGUUGUCUAAUAAUUUUUAUAAUUUUAAAAUUAAUGUCAAUGUAUCUGUUUCCCCCACUAGACUGUGAGCUCCUCGAGGGCAGGACUGUGUCUUUCUUUUCUGUAUCCCCAGCACCUACAACAAAACCUAGCACAAAGUAGGUGUUCAAUAAAAUGAGAUAAUCAGAUGAACAAAUUAAUUCUUAAAUAAAAUGUUCACUUGAGUUUUUCAAAAAUUGCUGAAACUAUAUAAAAAGAAACCUUGACAUGAGUCAUACUUUUAUUAGAAAAACUACUAUUUUGGGCUAAACUUUUUAAUUUUUCAUAUUAUCUGUUCAGUAGCAUAUCAUAUUUAAUUUGAAGUGGACCAUGGAAGUCAGGGGGAUUUUUAUUUUAUUAUUCAGCAUGACAUUGUUCCCAUUCUAACAGAUUUCAGUACGUGGAAUUACUUUGAAAAACUAUGUCCUAUACUACUAAAAUAAUGUUUGCACAUUAUAUUAUGCUAUAUGUCACUUAAAAUACCAUUCAUACUAUACAUUCUAAGACUGGUGCUUCUGCUUUUGAAGGGGAAAAUGCCAAUUUUUACUGUAAUAAGUAAUGUAUCAUAAUUAAAAAUUAUUUAUUUGGAGUUUUUCUCCUGACAGGUGUGGUUUAAUUGUUGAUUUGUAGUUUUGAAUGCUGGCAGUACUUACGGUCAAUUAAAUGAGUAAAGCUAGCCAAUUAUGGAAUAAUUUUCCAUUGACAACAGUGUCUCAAGCGUGGUGAGUAGGCCCCAUUCUUAGACAUUUUUUACUGGAUCAGAUUUUGCAUUAUUUAAAUGGGAAAGACACACGACACACAAGUUCAAUUAGAUAACUGCUAGAUAUAUAAUUAAUACACUUGACUUUGCAUCUGUGUAGAACUAUAUGGUCUGACAUGCAUUUGCUUUACGGUUUCCCGUAAUCCUCACAAAGGCCCCAUGUACAUAUUACGAGUCUGACUUUAUUUCACAGAUGAGAAAAAUGAAGCCAAGAUGAGGGAACAAUACGCCUGAUCCUUCACAACUAGUAAAAGGCAGAGUUAAAACCAAAUUUAGAUUUUAUGUCCCCAAACUUACAGUCUUUUCCAAAGUGCGAAUUUUGGAGACCAAGGCUUUUGAGAGGUCAUUAAGUCCUGGGCAACUACCUACAUUUCAACAAAUGCAGAAAUACCAAAAUAAGGUCACAAAAACUGAUAUAUUUUAAAUGCUUACUUUUUAAGGAUGCACACUUUUUAAAUAUACAAUGACAUAGUAACCUAUUUAUAAUCUUUUUUGUAAAUAAGGGGGGCUGGGUGGAGACUUCAUAAAAGCGAAGCCUAAGUCAAAUGUUUUUCCUUCCGCCCUCACCGCCAGACCCCAGGCCCUCUUCAGAAGACCCGAGGGCUGUGAUUUACCGUGACCAUGUGGAGUUAAGUGUGAAAGUCACCAUAAAAAGGAAUCUGGUGAGCUCCUCAACAUUCUCCUCGCCAACUCUAAAGCUAACCUGAGUAACUUUGGUUUAUACAGCAAUCAAUUGAAGCACAUUUUUCUAACCUUAAAAGAAAGGAAACUUUUUAUUCACUAUGUAAUUUCAGUAGAAAUCAGUGUGUAUAUAUAUAUAUAUAUAUAUAUAUAUAUAUAUAUAACCAAAAUUUAUUCAUUACUUCCAAAAUGGAUGCUACUGGCCCAUUUCCUAUGCUAGGACUUAAAAUAUUUACUAGGCCACAAUAAAGUAAAUCCAUAUGUCUUACCAAUUUCAAAUCUCUGUAGCAAUUCAAUUCUGUUGGAAAUUUACAAUAUGAAAAGCCUUUGACUGCUUUGUCUCUCUUUAAAGACUAAAGUUUUAAGCAAUGGCAGCAAUGGGGAAUUUGGUUAUUGGCAGUGGCCCUGAUGGGGAUGAUCAUAAUGCUUUAAGAGGGUGAAUCACCAGUAAGGCUUCUAGAGUUUGAUCCGUUCUAUUGGUUCUACAUCAACUUUCUAAGGCUCCAAGCACAAAUAUUUUCCUGUUGGAAGCCUUGGUUAUAAAUUAGUUGUCAGUGUUGUAUCUUUGUACCUUGCUAAACCUGGUUUGAAUACAGGAGUUGUAAAUUCUUCAAAAAGAUUUUACCCAGAUUUAACCUAGACCAGAAUAAGAUCACUUCUAAUACUUCUAAACAUCAUGGAUCCAAGAUUAUUCAGUGAAUGAUUCUGUCAUAAAGAAAACCAGGAAAAAAAGAAAUAUACAUGUAAGGCCAAAGCUAGCCAAAAAACAAAAAAAUAAAUACACAAACUCUUUAACCAUGAUUCUAUUACUGAGAAUAAUGAAAAAUACAUUUAAUAAAUUAUAUCUUUCUGAUAAAGAUAUAAACAUCUUUCUGAUGAAGACAUAUCCUUUUUAUUCUACUUACUUAGGGCCCAGGUUAGUAUAAAUUGGUCAACCUGAAAAAUUUCAGUAGUCUCUCUUUGCAUGGCAGGAAUUCUGCACAUGUUUUGUCUGAUUCCUAAGAUAACUUAAAAGGCUCUUUUAUGUUAAAAGAGAGGUGAAGCUUCUGUGACAGACUUCAUCCUUUCCCCUCCUAACUGGGCCUCUCUUCUCAGGAUAUAGCUAGCCGAGUAUCUCAGUUACCUUUAUCAUAGAGUUUCCUUUGUGAAAGAGCAGUAGGGAGGGAAAUAAUUCUCUGCUGUGGAUUGUAUUUUUCAGAUAAAAUUUUAAAAAUUAAAAUAGAAAUGAUUUUUUUCCUUUAUGUGUUGGUCUGUAUUGGGGAUGGAGGAAUAAAGGAUGUUUUUUU